UGAACUUCUCCCAACUUGACCCAUCAAACACGUUAGCGUUCAGCGCAUUGAAAUGGUUGCAUUUUAAUAGUGUUAUUUAACCGAGCCUAUUAACGACCAAAAUAUUCGAAAUCCUCUACCCCGUUUCAUACAUGUACACAACCUGUCAGAUUUGUCCUAGAUUUACAGAUUAAUGGAUACAAUCGAUGCAUGGUCAAUGCUGAUAUUACCCAGUCACAGUCUACUAUUUGAAGUAAAUCAGGAGCAGCUGUUUUGCUUUGGAACAUAAAUCCAAUUGCCGGAACCUGUCCAAUAACGCCCAAAAUUCUGCUGGGAUACCAUUGUGCUACUUUACUCAUUCUUUCAACAAAACCAUCAAUGUUGUAGAAAUGUCUAACAAUUCUAGUAAAAACAAAUCCAAUAAAUUUUACAAGGAAAACAAUUACAGUUGGUACAAACAAGAUCAGGAUGGAAAGUGGCACUGCGUAGUUUGCAGACGUGCAAAGUUGAAGAGCGCCUAUGUCAAUGGUCAUGAUCAGCCAGCAAAGACAACAAGUCACCAAAGACAUAGCAUUUCAAAUCAGCACAAUGCAGCUGUGGAGAAGACAAUAGUUCCGUCUGUGUGUUUCAUUACUGUACCUGUUGUAGACAUGCCAGAAGUUACAGCUGUUAAACAACAUAUUAAUAUAAAUGUGUGUGAUAAAUGCAUUUUAUGUACCUUUUCUUUUAAAAGAAUUGAAGCAACACCUAGGCAAACAAUAAAUCAUGACAAAAAUUUGAAUAGAAAAUUGAAAUUGACAAGAGAAAGACUUAAAGACAUUACUUACAUUGUGCCUGACAUCAAGAAAAAAGUUGCAUCCAUAGCCCAGGGUGUUUGUGUGAAAUGUUACAAAAAGGUUCAGACUAUUAUAAGAAAAGAAAAGGAAAUAAAGAAAGAUAAGAAGGCGAUGAUUGAUUUAUAUAGACAAGUGAAUGUUGCAUCAAUAACUUUGCAUUCUACAAGUGGAAAAUCUAAAGAGGAAGUUUUUCUCCCGAAGAAGGUAGUAUUGGAAGAAACAAAGUCAAAGACAGCAACAGAGCCAAGUGUUGCUGUUCAUCCAAUGGAUUCAACUGAUGUUAACCAGAAUGAUGGACGAGUAAUGAUGAAUGUGGAAUCAACUGUGGCCGAAUGUGAACCGUAUGUCUUUGAAUUACCUGUUGAUGGACAAGCAGUUAAUGAGACAAUUAAGGAAGAGCCAACAGAUACGGAGCAUUUGUUAGCUUUUGACAUUUAUGCUAAUGCAAUACAUCUAGAUGGUCAAGCAACAAAUGACGAUGUUAAAAAGGAGCCUUUGGAUACUGACCAUAUGUUUGCAUCUAAUACUGUGUCUAAUAACAUACUUUUACAUGGUCAAGAAAUAAGCAACCAAAAUAUUGACACACCUGCAUCUGCAACGCAUGCAUUAGCAUCUGGCAAUGCAAGUGACAUUCCAUCAUGUGAAAGCAAUUUACCUGAACCUCAGAUUAAAGUUGAGCCCAACAUAAAUUCUUAUACAUUUGACAUAGAAACCGAUUCUCCCAACCACCAAGUAUCUGUUGAAACAGAAGCAAUGAAAAACGAGUUGGAUGCAGAAAAUGUAAGUGGCGUUCCUGAUCAUCAUCAUAGAGUAAUGUCAGACCUUUGUAGAACAUUGGACGAACAAAAUGUGGAUAGAAGAAAUGUUAAUAACAGAGAAAAAAGAGUGCAAUUCAAGAUGGAAUCAACCAGCGCUAGUAAAACCACCGGUCAAACGCGAUCGAGAUCUUCAAGCCCUUCGAACCAAGAUGAUCAUGUUUGUUCGUCUUGUGGCAAGAAGUUCAAACGAAAGGCAACGCUCGUCGAACAUGAGAAAUUUGUUCAUCAGGGAAACAAAGGCACUUAUCAUUGUUGUGGACAGUGGUUUCGGAAACCGAGUUACUUCAAACGACACCUGUGUAGUGUUCAUGGGCGGGAGAAGAUUUAUUCGUGUGAAAAUUGUGGAAAGUCGUUCGCCAUUAAAGCAGAUUUGAACAGGCACCUCCGCCAUAAAAGUGGAAUGCUGUCAAACAAAUGCAACCAUUGUGACCAGGUUUUUGAAAGCAAACAGAGGCUCAAGGAUCACGAGGGUAUUCACACUGGGGCACCCCCUUCUCACCAGUGCCCAACCUGUUCAAAGCUUUUCAGGUUUAAGUCGGAUGUAGCACGUCACAGUAAAGUUCACAUGGUAGACAAUUGAGGAUACACUGGUUGGUGUGCAACAAUUUGCAUUUGUGUAACAUUUUAAAAUAGCCGAAAGUGUCGUCGGAAUUGUUGAGCAAGGUUUACAUUGUUCAUUUUUGUCAAAAAAUACACGAUUGCUAAAUGUAUGUUUCAAUGAUACAUUUGUAUAUCUCGAAUUUGAUAUCAUUAAUAGGAUAAACUUAAAAGUAACACUGUGUACAAAUAUUCGGUUCAUUUCUUCAUUCUUCUUUCCUGUGAAUAACUACUCAAAUUUUUGUUUUUUUUCCUCACUGCCUAUGUUAAAAAUUGAUCUAUAUACUAUUUAUUACUCAUACAUAUUAGGUUUGAUUGAAUUAAUUUAUUUAAUUAGUUCUUUUGAUCUAUAGUCUAUUUAUCAUUUAUAAAUAUUAGUUUUACUGUUUGAAGUCAUGGAAAUUAUUUCUUUUGAAAACUAUAAUGUUUAGACACGUGGCAUUGAUUUGUGUAUACUAUUAUGUAUUAAGACGAUAUACUAUUGUAUAAGUCUAAUAAACUGUCUGUUCUGUUAAAUUUGAAUGUUCAUUUUUUAUAGAUUGUAAAACUAUGUAUGUACGCAAAAGCUCAUAUAUACUGAGUCUACACGUCCAGUUGAAGAGCAAGUUCAUUUAAAUGAACUAUAUUCUAAUUCUAUAACAACAGUGUCGUUGUUGUUAUGCAUAGCUUAAACGUUGACAAUGAUUAAACAGGUAGUAGAAGAUAAAGAAGUUUAGGUUUAUUGCCAAUUAAGAUAUUUUUGAAGAUGUUGCCAAUUGUGUAGCGUUCAUAUCACAUUUUUAUGUUGAUAAAGAUAUGUAUUUUUUUCUUAAUGUGAACAGAUAAACAAUCGUCUGUCUAACAUAGUAGUUUAUUAAUGUUUUGUCUAAAUUCACGUUUAAACAUUGAAAUUCAAUUCAGAACACAUUUUUGCAAGAAAGAACUUGCCUGCUGGACAACUGGAGUUGUUCAAGUUUUCUCACCUUUAUGCAAUUGUCUGUCAUGA
Messenger RNA from Mya arenaria, 3215 nucleotides. RefSeq names its product zinc finger and BTB domain-containing protein 18-like. The transcript has 6 exons. Gene Ontology annotation, biological process: regulation of transcription by RNA polymerase II. The coding region runs from base 369 to 2213 and encodes 614 amino acids. Gene Ontology annotation, cellular component: nucleus. The record is from RefSeq and is a predicted model, not a curated record. Lineage: Eukaryota; Metazoa; Mollusca; Bivalvia; Myida; Myidae. Gene Ontology annotation, molecular function: RNA polymerase II transcription regulatory region sequence-specific DNA binding; DNA-binding transcription factor activity, RNA polymerase II-specific.